This is a messenger RNA of Hippocampus comes (tiger tail seahorse), 3494 nucleotides long. Its product is annotated as spore wall protein 2-like. The record is from RefSeq and is a predicted model, not a curated record. The transcript is spliced from 3 exons. The coding region runs from base 789 to 3494 and encodes 901 amino acids. NCBI's taxonomy places the organism in Eukaryota, Metazoa, Chordata, Actinopteri, Syngnathiformes, Syngnathidae.
AUUGGGCGAUCUGCUCAUUGCACAAGGCUUCCGCGAUGCCUUCGAUGGAAUAUGAGUUUAAACGCCCCACAAAAUGUUAUGGCAUAAAGUUACCUUAAACUCUCCGCUUCGACACUGCUUUAGAGAGUAUAGGAACAAGAUCCUGGCGUUCAUUUCACUGUCAAAAGCGCGGUUAAAAACGAGAUCUCGUCCACAAACAAGGCUCUAAAAACGGAGCGCCGUCCACAAACGUAGCAGUUUAAGCUUGACCUCGUUUAAAUUCUGAACAUCUCCCACGGUAAAUCAUAAAUUCCUCCAUGGGGACAUGGGUUUACGUCUUCCACUCAAUUCGGCGUUAUUGAACGUCUAGGAGUUGAUUCAUUGUGAAUUUAUGGCAUUUGCUCAAUAGUACUCUCUCACACUAUAAAAAAAAUAUACUGUAUAUCAAACAAGGAUCCAGUAGGUGUCGCCAUUGCUCCAUGUAGAAACAUUGCUCAAGCAAUAAAACAAAUACAGCACAGUACAGGAGUCAGGUGACCAUUGGGUCAAGCCAUUAAACCUGGAUGUCAUCAGGAUGAUGUCAUCACAAAGCCUAUUAGCCAUAUGACUAUGAUUUAGAGCAAUAUCCCCUUUUCUGGGUGUCAUCAUGGCUAAACAUGACUGUGGGCUAGAGUCAUUUUGCCCUGCCGAUAUCAUUGCCACAAAUCAUCGUAGUCAUACGACCAUGUACUAGAGCCGCAACUGCCAGGAUCUUAACCAAAACUUAAAUUAAGUGGGGACUAUUAGCAGUGUGCCAGCGAACCAACCAAAUGGAGAGGAAAAUGGAUUCCACGGACAAUUACUCCCUAAAGCAAAAUGUGCAACUACUACAGUAUCAGACUGAGAAGUUUCGACAGCUGUGGACUAAGGGGACUGAGUGUUUUGAAGAGCUCAAGCAUUUCUACAACCAGCUCAAUGAAGAGUGGCAAACCCAGUGGCUGAAUAGGGAGGAGACCGUAGCAUCCUACCUGAGGCACCUGGAGUUGGACUACAUCAAAUUGUUAGAAGAAUAUGCCAAACUAUACAACACGCGCGAGGCCAAUGAGAGGAUUUUACUGAAAACCAACGCCGACUUACACAAGUGCAAUUUAGAUCUGAAGCAAUACCAAGUGCAACUCAACGAAGUGUGGCAAACUCGCUGGGUUAAACGGGAGAAAAGCAUCGCCUCCCAAGUCAGAUAUCUGGAGGCGGACAAUCGAAUACUGGUGAUGGAAAAAGCCGAGCUGUCUCACCGGAUGCAGGCCAAUGAAAGGAUGUUCUUGAAAACCAAGGCCGAACUGUACAAAACCAGCUUAGAGCUCGAGAAAUUAAAAGCAUCCAAAGACUCUCUCUCAUUGGAAAUGUCUGAAAAGGAGGUGAGCUGGAAACGAGAGAAAGAUAAACUGCUGAAAGAACGACAAGAGUUUCUUGACCAUAUCAAGCAGUUUGAGCACCUGAUCCUACGCGUGGAAAUUGCCGUCAGAGCGAUGGAGGAAUGGGCGAAGCUCAAACAAGGGGACAACAGAACCAACGAUGAGGAAAACGAGCGAAUCAGGCAGCAGGAGAAAGCGAGGGAAGGAGGUGAUGACAAGCUAGAAGCGAGCGACAGCAGCAAGUGCGAGGCCGGUUCUGAAGAGGACAAGCAAGGGGGGAAUGUUGAGGAGGAAGGGGAGAAAGACGAAGGAGACAUGGAGGUGGGCGCUGAGGGAGUGCAAGAGAGUGGCGAGGAGUUAGAGGAGAGUUGCGGGGACGAAGAGACCGAUAAGGAAGAAGAGAGCGCUGACUUGAAAAUAUCUUUCAAUGACGAGGAGGGCGACGAUGACGAGGAGGGCGAUGAGGAGGCAGCGAAUGAAGGAGAGCAGGACGACGAAGGUGAGGAUGGAGAGUGGGAAGACUGCGACGACGACGAGUGGGAAGACUGCGACGACGACGAGGUGGAGGAUUACCAGGAGGGCGAGGGAGAGGACGGGCAGGAGGAGGAGGGAGACGAAGAGGGUGACCGGGAGGAAGGGGAUCAGGAAGAAGACGGGGAAGAAGAGGAUGACCAAGAGGAAGCGGAGGAGGAAGAUCAAGAGGACGACGGGGAGGAAGGCGUUGAAGGAGAUGAGGGUGACCCAGAUGAAAAGGCGGCAGAGGAAGUGGAUGAGUCAAAAGGUGAAGUGGAAAAUAGUGACCAAAAGGAAAGGCGAGAAGAUGAUCAAGACAAUAACGACGGCAAAGCGGCUGAAGGGGAGGCGGGGGAAGCGGGUGCCGAGGAGGAGCCGAAAGAAAAUGAAAGCCGGGGUGAGGAGACGAACCAGGAGGGUGAAGAAGACCUUGCCAAAGUGGAGGAGGGCACGCAGGGUGACAAGACGGAGGCAGAGGAAAGCCUCGGUGAGGGGCAGGAGAGGGAAGAGAGUGAACCUAAAGAGGAGGGGGGUGAAGAGAGUGAGCCGAAGGAGCAGGGGGGUGAAGAGAGUGAGCCGAAGGAGCAGGGGGGUGAAGAGAGUGCUCAGGUGGAAGAGGGGGAGAAAGACGACGCAAAUGUUACAAAUGGCGGACAAGAGGGUGCCGCAACACAGGAGGGUCGCGAAGAGAGUGCCGAGGCAGGGGAGGGGAGUGUCGCAGAGGGAAAAGAGAGUGACAGCAAAGCGGAUGUGGAGGAAGACAGGAAAGAGAGUGAGCAGGGUGAGAAAGAGAGUGCAAAGGAAGAAGGGGGCAGUGUCACGGAGGAGACCAGAGACGGGGUGGAAGAGAGCUCCGCGGCAGGCGAGGGGAGUGUCGCCGAGAAGGCUGAAGGGGAGGAAAGCGUCGCGGGUGAUGCGAAAGAGAGUGAGGCGGGUGAGGAAGAGAGUGUCGAGGUAGACGAGGAGCGUGUCACCGAGGGGAAAGAGAGUGACGCGAAAGAGGGCGACGAGGAAGAAAGCGCUUCGGGCGUCGCCAAAGAGAGCGAGGAAGGUGCCAAGCGAGCCGAGGCAGAGAGUGACGUCGGGGAGAGUGAGAAGGAAGUGGCCGAGGAUGCUAAGGGGGAAGUUGAGGUGGAAGAGAGUGCUAACGUGGAAGAGAGAGACCAAAAGGAAGAGACAAAGGAAGAGAGUGUCAAAGAGGACGGCCAGAGUUUUGUCGAGGGGCAAGAUGACACGGCGGCGAAAGCGGGCGAAGAGAGUGACCAAAAGCAGGAGGCGGAGGAAGAGAGUGCCAAAGAUGUUGCGCAAGAGAGUGAGAAGGUGGAUGAAGGGAGUGACAGGAAGGACCAGGCGAAGGAAGAAGGUGACAAGAUGGAAGAGAGUCUGGAGGGCAAAGGGAGUGACGCGAAGGAGGAAGAGGAGAAAGAGAGCGCCACGGGAGUUGACGAAGCGAGCGCUACUCAGCCCGUGGCGAGUGACGCGGCGGAGGAAGAAGUGAAGCAGGGGACCUCCGUGGAUGAGGAGCUGAAAGACGGCGUCAAGGAAGAGAGGAGUGACGGCGGAGAGAACAUGAGCGGCGGAAAGACAAGGAGGAGAGGCGAGAGCGGGUGA